AUGCGCCGAGGCAUACCAGCUGGCUAUGUCAAUGCUCUGGAAAAGCGGCUCGCUGAGACAGAAAAGGCCCUGUUCUUCGCGCUCGCUGAAGCUCGCGCUGGGACACACGGCGACGCCAUAUCACGGCCUUCUCUGAGGUCAUCCGUGCUUUCCAGGUCCACUCCGACGACGCAGCAAGAGAAGGCAGAAUUGAUGGCCCUUUGGAGCAAGAGCCCACUGGAAGAUCGCGCGCAGGUAGAGGCAUGGUUCGAGGUGAACAAAGAGGAAGGCGCGCUCCCAGUCAGCGUGGAUCUCGGCCAGACUCGCACCGUGAGAGAACUUGAGGCAGUGGCGCCCGUCACGCCUCCGACGGAGGGUCCAGCCAACGCUGGCAGCCUUGCAGCCCGGACAUACCACGAUGGCCAGCUGGGCGGUUCUGUCUCUACGCCAGCAGAUGAUGGACAGAGCCGUGACUCGGGCUCGCCUCGACUGAGCAUGCGUGCCCAACGAGCGCCCCGUCUUUCGAGGCACUCUCCGCUUAGUCGAGGGAGCACGACUCCUGGGGCAGGUCUGCCGCAGACCAGUAAGGCAAAUAGAUUCGCCAACGAUAAUAAAAGGCUUUAUUUUUAA
Diaporthe citri is the source of this 609-nucleotide messenger RNA. RefSeq lists its product as uncharacterized. The coding region runs from base 1 to 609 and encodes 202 amino acids. The record is from RefSeq and is a predicted model, not a curated record. The transcript has 2 exons. Lineage: Eukaryota; Fungi; Ascomycota; Sordariomycetes; Diaporthales; Diaporthaceae.